AUGAGUUCCAACUAUGACGACGACAUUUACGGUGGAUUUGCUGGUGUAACCAAUAAGUUGUUCAAUUACGACGCGAAAGAAGAUCAAGCGUUUCAAAAUGCGGUGCGAACGUCUAGCUACGGGAAAAAGACAACAACACCAAAGUUUUUCUGGAACGGUGAUAAAAUCGGUUCGGCAGAACCGACCACUGCCAUGGCCCGCCCGUCUACGGCAAUCCGGCCGGUCGGGUACUCGUCGCACAGUUCGAAGCUGUUCGACCCGCUCAACCAGGCGGCGAAAAAGAUAGUCGUGAUGGAGAGCAAAAAGGAGGAAACACCCGAGCAGCGGUACAAGAAUCUGGAGACGAAGAUUUACGCGUUGCUGGAGGAAUCCAUCGUGGCCAGCACCGGCCCAAAGCCGGACAUGGCGAUCGGGCUGGCGAAAGCAAAGGAAGCUUCGUCCCUCGACCGGACGUUGCUGCGAAUGCGGGACCAGGACGGUGGCACUUACACGCACAACUUCGACCUUACUUUCUUCGUGCUGUUCAAUCUGGCCAACGUCUACGCCAAGAGCGAGAUGUACAUCGAGGCGCUCAACACGUACACGCUGAUGACGAAGAACAAAAUGUUUCCGAACGUGAACCGGUUGAAGAUCAACAUGGGCAACAUUUACUUCCACCUGGGGCUUUACACGAAAGCGAUCAAAAUGUACCGGAUGGCGCUGGACCAGGUGCCGGGAAAUCAGAAGGAGCUGCGGCUGAAAAUAACGCACAACAUUGGCAUCCUGUUUAUUCGCAUGGGCCAGUAUUCGGAUGCGGCCACCAGCUUUGAGUUUAUCAUGUCCGAAAAGGGUGACCUGAAGACGGGAUUGCACCUGAUCCUGUGCUACUACGCGUUGGGAAACGUGGAGAAGAUCAAACACGCGUUCCAGCUGCUGCUGGACAUUCAAAUCGAUUACAACGAGGAGGAAAAGGUGUUCCAGGCAAAUUCCAAUCCGUCGUACGAGUACAUCAACGAGCUGAUCAAAUCGGAUGAGCUGCACAAUUACGAGCGAAAACUGCGCCAGCUGGCGGAGAAGAACAUUCUGAUCUCGGCCAAUCUCAUUUCGACCAUCAUUGACGACUACUUCAACGAUGGGUACAGCUGGUGUGUGGAAACGAUUAAGAACUCGUACUUUUCUACGCUGGCCACCGAUUUGGAGCUGAAGAAGGCCGUCAUCUACUUGAAGCAGGACGACUUUCAACAGGCCAUCGAUACUUUGAAGUACUUCGAAAAGAAAGAGUCCAACAUUGCCAUCAAUGCGGCCAUCAAUUUAAGUUUUAUCUACAUUUUGAAAAAGGACAUUGCGGCCGCAGAAACGUAUGCCGAGGCGGCAAAAAAGAUCGACAGCUACUGCCCGGCGGCCUUCAUCAACAGUGGUGUUUGCUUCAUGCUGAAAAAUGACUACGAAUCGGCCAAGCUGAUGUUUACCAGCGCGCUGGACAUCGAUUCGACCUCGUUCGAGGCCCUGUACAACAUGGGACUGAUCUUUAAGAAGCUGGCCGACCACAACACAGCACUGCUGUACUUUCGGAAAAUAAUUUCCAGUCUCGGCCACGAGCAACACCCGGAGGUUUUGUAUCAGAUCGCGCAACAGUAUGACUUGCUGGGUGACGUUAGUACGGCCCUCGAGUACUACCUCCAGCUGCUCAGUCUGGUGCAACAGGAUCACAAAAUUAUCCAGCGCAUCGGAGAGCUGUACGAAGCGGACGGCGAGCGGCAACAGGCGUACCAUUACCAUCACGAGUCGUACCGCAUCUAUCCGAUCGAGUCCAGCGUCAUCAACUGGCUCUGUUCGCACUACAUCGAACUGCAGGUGGUCGAGAAAGCGAUCGGAUUCUACGAAAAAGCAGUCCUUCGCAACCCACAGGAUCCGUACUAUCUGCUGCGCAUUGCCGGCUGCUAUCGUCGCAUCGGAAAUCAACAGAAGUCGAUGAACCUCUUCCGGAUGAUCCACGAGCACUAUCCGGAAAACACAGACUGCCUGCGGGCCCUCAUGCAUCUGACGCAGUCGCAGGGGAAUAGUGAGGCGUACGAAAAGUACGCCAGUGAGUUGCAAAAGCUGGAAAAGCAGAAGGAAGUACGGCAGCGCAUCGGCAAUGGCCGCCCACCAACGAGCAGCAACUCUCGCCUCUCCAGCGGAGAGUACAGUAGUGCGCGUGCCGCUGUGACCGCGUCUCACGAAGGAGGAUACCAAGCUCCCGGAACGGCUUCCGGACAUCAUAGCGCAGGCCAGACCGGUAAAAGCGCCGACGUAUCUCCUGAAUAUAGUAAUAGUUUUGCGCAGGCUGCGUACACUUAUGGAGAUCCAUUGGGACCACCACAAGAGCGACCGCGAACCGGCGUUCGCCGGAAUCUUACUUUUGAAGACGAAUCGGACGAAGAGAUAAACACCUACGAUCUGUUGCCAGUCUGA
Molecule: messenger RNA, 2433 nt
Organism: Anopheles cruzii
Lineage: Eukaryota; Metazoa; Arthropoda; Insecta; Diptera; Culicidae
Gene: nompB
Product: intraflagellar transport protein 88 homolog
Exons: 4
Coding region: 1-2433 (810 amino acids)
Biological process (GO): non-motile cilium assembly; intraciliary transport
Cellular component (GO): ciliary basal body; centriole; ciliary base
Molecular function (GO): kinesin binding
Source: RefSeq, a predicted model, not a curated record